This is a messenger RNA of Eucalyptus grandis, 2688 nucleotides long. Its product is annotated as ankyrin repeat-containing protein At5g02620. Gene Ontology annotation, molecular function: protein phosphatase regulator activity; protein phosphatase 1 binding. NCBI's taxonomy places the organism in Eukaryota, Viridiplantae, Streptophyta, Magnoliopsida, Myrtales, Myrtaceae. The record is from RefSeq and is a predicted model, not a curated record. Gene Ontology annotation, cellular component: plasma membrane.
AUGAUGGAGUCGGAGUUGCUGUUGCGUGAAAACACAAAUGAUAUGAGAUUCAUAUGAACGGUGGACGUUGGAUUCCUUAUCGCCAUUCUCUCUCUCCCUCUCUCUCUGCUGUUUUCUGUAAAUAUCAGCAGACAAGCCUUCCGAGCAUUUUUCCGAGCUAGAGAGUACUAGUCCACUGUUAUUCACAUUGCGACAUCAGCAGCUGCUCCAAUUACGGAACAUUAGAUUCCCUUUUCUUCGGGUGCCCACCCACCCUCUCUCUCUCUCUCUCUCUCUCUCACCUCUCUCAUUCCUGGGUCUUCCGUGAAACGCAGCGGGUGAGCUCUCGAUCUCAUCAAGCUUUCAUCUUUUGAUUGGGGGCCAUCUCUCUUUCGCUUUUUCCCUUGAUUGGUGUCUCUGUCGUCGUCGUCGUCUCCGUCGUCUCGGUGAAGCGGGUUAAAGUUUCCGCCUUUUAUCUGAGAAUCGGACGAGUUAGCAUUUUUGUUGUGAUCACUUUCGGAGGAAGAGGACUGGGUUUUAGUUUGUUGGAGAUUUAGAGAGGACGCACAGCAUUUUGGGGGCGGCUGAGUUGUUGGUUUUUUUUUUUUUAUCUCUGUGUUGAUUGGGAUUCAGCACGCGCUGGAGGGUGAGUUGUGUCUGACGAUGGAGAAGCCGGAGAACUCGAGGGAGAAAGAGAGAGAGGGUAAGGGGAUACAAAUGGAAAAGCAGAAGAGCUUCGGCAGAGGGAUAGAAAUGGAAAAGCAGAGGAGCUUCGGCAGAGGGUUGAUGGAGAAGCAGAAGAGCUUCCGGAUUGCCAUGGAGAGACAGCUCAGCUUCAUCUCCUCCGACAAGAAGAAGCCCAAGGAGUCGCCCGGCAAGCGCGGCGAUUCCCCUCUCCAUUUGGCGGCUCGGGCUGGCAACACCGGCAAGGUGAGGGAGCUCCUUCAAAAUUGCGGUGCCAAUGAACCCAAAAGCUUGCUGUCGAAGCUGAACCUGGAGGGCGAGACCCCGCUUUAUGCCGCGGCGGAGAACGGGCACGUCUCGGCGGUGGCGGAGUUACUGGAGCAUUCCAAUCUCGAGAGUGCAUCCAUUGCGGCUAGGAAUGGAUUUGAUGCUUUCCAUAUCGCUGCGAAGCAGGGCCAUUUGGAGGUGUUGAAGGAACUACUGCGUGUAUUUCCCAACUUGGCAAUGACCACGGACACUUCUUGCACAACUGCUUUACACACUGCUGCUGGUCAGGGUCACACGAAUGUGGUGAAUCUCCUAUUAGAAACCGAUUCAAACCUCAUCAAAAUUGCUCGGAACAAUGGUAAAAGUGUGCUGCACACCGCUGCUAGGAUGGGUCACUUGGAAGUGGUAAGGUCCCUGUCAAACAAGGACCCAAGCAGUGGCUUUAGGACAGACAAAAAAGGCCAAACUGCGCUGCACAUGGCUGUGAAAGGGCAAAAUGAGGAGAUCGUCCUUGAAUUGAUAAAACCCAAUCCCUCGGUUUUGAGUUCAGAGGAUAAUAAAGGAAAUACACCACUGCACAUUGCCACAAGGAAGGGUCGCAUUCAGAUCGUGCGGUGCUUACUAUCAAUCGAAGGCAUCAACCUAAAUCCAAUCAACAAGGCUGGGGAGACCCCACUCGAUAUCGCAGAGAAAUUCGGAACUCCCGAACUCGUCUCUCUGCUAACAGAAGUAGGUGCCUCCCAUUCCAAAGACUAUGGAAAACCUCCGAAUGCUGCAAAGCAACUUAAGCAGACAGUUAGUGACAUUAAGCAUGAUGUCCAAUCUCAACUCCAGCAGACACGUCAAACCGGUGUUAAGGUCCAGAAGAGCAAAAGGCUGAAGAAACUACACAUUAGUGGCCUCAACAAUGCCAUUAACUCAGCCACUGUGGUUGCUGUUCUAAUUGCUACCGUAGCCUUUGCUGCCAUAUUCACUGUACCCGGUCAAUACAUCCAGGAAAAAACCAAAGGUUCCUCCGUGGGUGAAGCCAAUAUCGCCAAAAAGACACCUUUCGUUAUCUUCUUUAUCUCUGACAGCUUGGCCUUGUUUAUCUCCCUGGCCGUCGUCGUGGUUCAAACAUCGGUGGUGGUGAUUGAGGAGAAAGCAAAGCGGCAGCUUGUGUUUGUGAUUAACAAGCUCAUGUGGCUUGCAUGUCUUUUCAUCUCCAUUGCAUUCAUCUCUCUCAGUUACGUUGUAGUGGGUUCAAGUCAAAGGUGGCUCGCCGUAUGUGCGACCUUGAUCGGGAGCUCCAUCAUGCUUACAACAAUUGGGUCCAUGUGCUAUUGUGUCGUUAUGCAUAGACUGGAGGAGAAAAAGUUGAGGAACAUAAGCCGCUCUUACUCCAUGUCCAUGGCUUCUGAACCUGAUAUACUCAACAGUGGAAACAAGAGGAUGUAUGCGCUGUGAGGUCGACAUUUUAGCACGUGCAGAGGCCUAUCAUAUUAGACAUGGAUAUUAAGUAGAUGCAUAUGGUGUAUGGAUUAAUCAUGUGAGGAUAAUGUAAGCUGCUGUGCAAGUUAAGUCUACUGUUGUAUGAUGAUGAUAGGAAACUACCGUGGUGAUUGCGAGAUGCGCGGGAGACACAGACCGAAAGAAAUAUUGUUCUGUGAGGCAAUGACAUGGAAUUGAAAGCUCAAUAUGGAGUCAUUCAUUUUAAGCUGGCUCUGUAUGUGCAGCGCUAUGUACAGUUGCCUUCAAUAGAGCGCUUCAUCUGUGUUC